AAAUACCCAACAGCCGAUUUCAAUGGAAAUUUCGAGAUAACUAUACGUUAAUCGUGUAAGGAAAAACGGUAAAGUUCGCUCUGCCAUAAAAAAGUCUCUUUUAACUCUCAACAUGACUGAACACGAUGAGCGAACAAACGAUCAUCAUCCCAAUUAAUAAAAAUUCCAAAUUUUAAAUAAUUCACGUAAAAACAAGAAAACGUGCGAAAUCGAAAAGCACAUCGCCAACAAAACAUAACCUCAAACCACCGGGCAAACCGGAGCCUAUACUCACGUUAACGACAUCGUCGACGGUGUAACCGAGCAGAAAUUGCUCGUACGUUCCCACGACGACUUCCAGAUUCGGUGCCAUGGUUUUUACUCUCAGAAAGUCUCGAUAAUGUUCGUUCGUCGAUGCAGUCUCGACGUCGUAGCGGAGAAAUUACACAUGUGCAGCUGAGCGCGUCAACAAUGCGUCGAACGAGAGCAGCUACUACAACUUCAUCAUUCUCCGUGAAUUUAUUGCGGAUUCGACUGCUCUCUCGGAUCGUGAAAAAGUAUCCUUUUACUAUUAUAUACUUGUGGAUCGCUCUCGUGGCACAAGUGUCGUUUAUAAUGGAGGAGAUGAAAAUAGUCCAACUCGAUGUUCAAGAUGUUCGCUUUCCGACUUCGCUCAAGUCAGAUGGCAGCGAUGCGAUGCACACUGACCCGGACUACUCGUGCGCUUAUGUCACGAUAAAGACCAACAAGAAUGUUAGCGGAUAUGGCAUGACUUUUACCCUGGGCAGAGGAACCGAAAUCGUCGUUCUGGCCUGCAAAACGAUGUCGAAGAUGAUAGUAGGCCUGAAACCCCAGGACAUCUUCAACGACUUCGCUUCCUUCUGGAGGAAACUCACCAGCGAAUCUCAACUCCGAUGGAUUGGCCCGGAAAAAGGCGUAACCCACUUGGCAACGGCGGCGAUUAUAAAUGCCCUCUGGGAUUUGUGGGCUCGAAUCGAAGAGAAGCCUUUGUGGAAACUACUGGUUGAUCUCAGCCCGGAGCAACUGGUUUCAGCGAUAGAUUUCCGAUACAUUACCGACGUCGUCACCAAACAAGAAGCUCUCGAGCUCCUGAGAUCCCAACAGUCCGCAAAAGCAACCCGUGAAGCGGCUCUUCUCCAAAAGGGCUACCCAGCCUACACGACCCAGGUAGGCUGGCUGGGCUACAGCGACGUCAAGGUUCGCGAGCUUUGCGCCAAGUACCUCGACCUGGGCUUCACUGCCUUCAAAGCCAAAGUCGGCCAGGAUCUAAAGGACGACACUCGUCGCUGUGGCCUCAUCCGCGAAGCCAUCGGCUACGACAAGACCCUGAUGGUCGACGCUAACCAGAUCUGGGAGGUGGAAGAAGCUGUCGACUGGAUGAAGCAGUUGGCCAAGUUCCAGCCUCUGUGGAUCGAGGAGCCGACGUCGCCGGACGAUGUGCUGGGACAUGCCAGAAUCGCGAAAGAGCUGAGGCCUCUUGGUAUAGGUGUAGCCACUGGUGAGAUGUGCGCCAACAGGGUGAUAUUCAAGCAGAUGUUGCAGGCUGGUGCGCUGGACUACUGCCAGAUCGACUCGGCGAGGAUCGGAGGCGUCAACGAGAUUCUGGCGGUCUAUCUGAUGGCGAAGAAGCUUAACGUACCUGUCUGCCCUCAUGCCGGCGGGGUGGGUCUCUGCGAGAUGGUUCAACACCUGCAAAUGUGGGACUUUGUGUCCCUGACUGGGACCACUGAGAAGCGCCUGAUAGAGUACGUGGACCAGCAGCAUGAGCACUUUGAAGACCCUGCCGUUGUACAAAAGGCUCACUACAUGCCUCCAUCCAAGCCUGGAUACUCAACCAAAUUCAAAGAUGAAAGCCUGCGAGACUAUGUCUAUCCCGCUGGAAGAGAGUGGCAGCGUAUGUUCAAGGAGGGAGUUUUCCCUGCACCAACCGACUGAGUAAUUUGAGUUUCUGAAAUUGAGAGAUACAUGGUCGAUGCACAUUUUUUCUAUUAAAUAGGCUAAUAUCAAAUA
Messenger RNA from Nasonia vitripennis (jewel wasp), 2010 nucleotides. RefSeq names its product mitochondrial enolase superfamily member 1. Bases 394 to 1935 code for a protein of 513 amino acids. Gene Ontology annotation, molecular function: magnesium ion binding; L-fuconate dehydratase activity. The record is from RefSeq and is a predicted model, not a curated record. Gene Ontology annotation, biological process: carbohydrate catabolic process; amino acid catabolic process. The transcript is spliced from 7 exons. Lineage: Eukaryota; Metazoa; Arthropoda; Insecta; Hymenoptera; Pteromalidae.